Messenger RNA from Achroia grisella, 4911 nucleotides. RefSeq lists its product as uncharacterized. NCBI's taxonomy places the organism in Eukaryota, Metazoa, Arthropoda, Insecta, Lepidoptera, Pyralidae. The record is from RefSeq and is a predicted model, not a curated record. The transcript has 23 exons. Gene Ontology annotation, molecular function: protein binding.
UUUUAGUUUUUCCACAACUUUUAUAAAUAAACAUUGUUUUUAAGCAAAAAAUGCCAUCAGUACCUGCAAAUGGCUAGUUUAAACGUUGCAGAAUGGACACCGGAUCAAGUGGCGGAGUGGUUGUCAGGUCUGGGGCCUACGGUGGCGCGGUACGUGCCCACACUCCGGGAGAAGAAACUGGACGGCGCCAAGCUGCUGAUGCUGAGGUGCGAUGACCUGGAGUACCUGGGCAUGCACAUCAUUGGGCACCAGGAGUUGCUGUUAGAGGCAGUGGAACAUUUGCGGAAUUUCCAAUUCGAGGCUACCCGCGAGUGCGUGCAGCAGCUGGCGGUGCGCGUGUCGGUGGUGGCGACCACGCUGGCGACCACGCUGGCCCGCGCGCUGCGCACCGCGCCCGACGCGCGGCUCGACACGCAGACGCUGGCCGACGUCGCCUCCACCGUGCACGCCGUCAAGCCGCUCGUCUGCUGGCUCGACAGAUGGCCGGUGUGCGCGGGCGGCGCGGAGCUGGGCGAGCGCAAGGCGGCGCUGCUGAAGCUGUCGCUGGAGGCCGCCACGUGCGCGCAGCGGGACCGGUUCGCGGAGCAGCCCGCGCGGGCCGUGGCCGCCGCCGCCGCCGCCGCCGCCGCCGCCGCCGACUACAUCAUACAGGACGUGGUGGACCCGAUGGUGCUGCAGCCGGCGUCGCUGGACACGGUGACGCUGCGGCAGGGUGCUCGUCCGCUGGGCUUCCACGUGCUGCCGUCCUUCUGCGGACACCACCAGCUCGCGCACAUCCGCUUCGGCUCGCCCGCGCACGCCUCGGGCGCCGUGCACGACGGCGACGAGAUCGUGCAGGUGGGCGGGCGGUGCGUGAUCGGGUGGAGCGGGGAGGAGGUGGAGCGGGCGUGCGCGCGGGUGGCGGGCGCGGGGGGCGGGGAGCUGCCGCUGCGGCUGCGGCGGCGCGCCGCGCGGCCCCCCCCCGCGGGGCUCGCCACCCCCCACCUGCUGCGGCGGGACGCGCGCCUCAGGCCGCGCUACCUGCCGCACCGACACUUCGACCCGCGCCAGCACAGGUACGGGGCGGAGGGGGGCGGGGGCGGCUCGCCACCCCCACCUGCUGCGGCGGGACGCGCGCCUCACCCGCGGCACGCGCUACCUGCCGCACCGACCCGCAGGUACGGGGCGGAGGGGGCGGGGGCGGGGCUCGCCACCCCCCACCUGCUGCGGCGGGACGCGCGCCUCAGGCCGCGCUACCUGCCGCACCGACACUUCGACCCGCGCCAGCACAGGUACGGGGCGGAGGGGGGCGGGGGGCGGGGCUCGCCACCCCCCACCUGCUGCGGCGGGACGCGCGCCUCAGGCCGCGCUACCUGCCGCACCGACACUUCGACCCGCGCCAGCACAGGUACGGGGCGGAUGUACGAGAUAUCGACGCUGGGCGUGGAGGCGCGCGUGGCGGAAGUGGAAGCGGAGGUGGAGGCGGCGGAGGAGCCCCCGGCGGACGCGGCGGCCUCCUCCUCCGACGAGAGCGAGCCGCUGUCGCCGCCCGCCUCGCCCACGCUGCACCUCUCGCACACCAGGAUGUACCCGCCGAAGCCGUGCGCGGCGCCGCAGCGGCGGCACACGGUGUGCGGCGGCAGCCCCGUGUGGAGGCGGCCGCACGCGCCGCUCGAGAGAGUGUGGCGCCAGCUGCGCGCGCGCCGCCGCGACCCGGGCCCGGACGCGCUCUACCGCCGGGACAAGGUACGUACCGCCGGGACGAGGGACGUACCGCCGGGACGAGGGACGUACCGCUCACAGCCCCGUGUGGAGGCGGCCGCACGCGCCGCUCGAGAGAGUGUGGCGCCAGCUGCGCGCGCGCCGUUGCGAAUGGGCCCGGACGCGUCUACCGCCGGGACAAGGUACGUACCGCCGGGACGAGGGACGUACCGCCGGGACGAGGGACGUACCGCUCACAGCCCCGUGUGGAGGCGGCCGCACGCGCCGCUCGAGAGAGUGUGGCGCCAGCUGCGCGCGCGCCGCCGCGACCCGGGCCCGGACGCGCUCUCCGCCGGGACAAGGUACGUACCGCCCCGACAGGACGUACCGCCGGGACGAGGGACGUACCGCUCACAGCCCCGUGUGGAGGCGGCCGCACGCGCCGCUCGAGAGAGUGUGGCGCCAGCUGCGCGCGCGCCGCCGCGACCCGGGCCCGGACGCGCUCUACCGCCGGGACAAGGUACGUACCGCCGGGACGAGGGACGUACCGCCGGGACGAGGGACGUACCGCCGGGACGAAGGACGUACCGCCGGGACGAGGGACGUACCGCCGGGACUAUUCAUGCCGAAGAUUGUUUACGACUAAUGUUAGGUGCACCGUUGCAGGCGGUGUCGUACAGCACAGGACUGGAGCUGACGCCGCGGCCGCGCACGUGCCUGGGCGUGCUGCCGGCGCGGAGCGCGGCCCGCAGCCCGUCGCCGCCCCCGGGCCCGCAGCCCCCCCCGCCCCCCGCCGCCCCCGCCGCGCCCGCCAGCCCGGCCGCCCGCGGCAAGCUCGACAAGAGCCACUCGACGCCAGCUUACGACUUCGGCGGGCCCGCAACAGAUGAGCCCGGUUCGCUCGUCGCGCAGAUCAUACCCGAGUCACCUACGACGCCCACAGACAGCCCGACGAUACUGGUACACUCCGCGGAGAAGGCGGAUCAAAUCUUGGACUUCAAGAAGUCGAGCUCGCAGAUCGGCGAGGCCAUCCUGCAGCAGCAGAGCCGCCGCGCCGACCCAGCCGCCCGCAUCGAACUCGGGGACGAGUGGAGCGACACGCAGCGCGUGCUGGAAACCAUCAACAUUGCCGCCAUGGAGCACCGCCGCCGCUCGCUGCACGACGCCAAGCUGGCGGCCGGGCAGGCCACCGCCGCGCGGGGGGGCGGCCCGGCCGCGCGGGGGGGGGACGCGCACGGGGGGCUCCGCGGGGACCCGCCGGGCCCGCCCCCCGCACACAGAUACGUGCAGCCUGCGGGCGCCAGCAACCGCGCCCCCCCGCCCCCGCCGCGCCCCGCCGCCACGCUGCGCGCCCCGCCCGCCCCCGCCCCCGCCCUCAUCCCCUCCCUCGUCGCCUCCCCAGUGAUCGUCCCUGUCCCCGCCCCGUCGUCGCCCCCGCCCCCGCCCCCGCCCCCGGCCACGUCCCCGACCACGUGCGCAGCCACCAACUACCCGGUGUUACGCGCCGUGCCGCAGUUACCAGCGCAAGAAUACUCGCCGUUUAAAACCACCAAACACAUUGACGUCAAUCAGAUAUCUGUCCCUUUACGACACCUCACGAAGCACGACAUAAAAGUGAUACCCACUGAGCGGCGCGAGCUGCCCGCUAUCAACGCCGAGCCGGACUCCCCGCCGGUGACUGGCUCCCCGCCGGGGGGCGCGGGGGGCCCUUAACGGGGGGGCAAAUAAAAUUGGGGAUGGGAGCCGGCCGCCGCGCCCGCCGCCGCCGUCAAGAGCCUGUUCCCCACGUCCAAGUCCCGCAGCCUCAAGAAGAAGAGCUCCAUGCUCGCACGGCGGCGCGCGGUGCCGGCCCGGUCGCUGGCGGCGCGGGGCGCGGCGGGGGGCGUGUGGCAGCGCGUGCGCGGCGCGGCGGCCCCGCGGUGGGCGCGGCGCCACCUGCUGCUGGCCCACAACGUGCUGUACGCGUACCGCUCGCCCGACUGCGCGCGCGCCGACUGCAUGAUCUACCUGGAGGGGUUCACGGCGAGCGCGGCGGGGGAGGUGAAGUCCCGGGAGCACGCGUUCAAGGUGUACCACACGGGCACCGCGUUCUACUUCGCGUGCGACUCGCGGGACGCGCUGGUCACGUGGCUGCAGCUCAUACACCGCGCCACGCUGCUGCCGCCAAUCGCACACCCGCAGAUGGAUAUUUCUAAACGUUUUUCGGAAACCGAUUACUCGGACACGGAAUCCGAGAAUGAGAGUCCAGAAAAACGAAACGAGCGCGAAAAGGAUAAGGAGAAAGAGAAGGACAAAUCCAAGUUUGGAUCGCUAAAGAAGCUGACAGUGCGCAUGCAACGCAGCGAAUCCCAGGAGAAUGUAAGCCAUUCGUCCACCAGCCUCGACCGCAAGUACCUGCGAUUCUUCUCUAGGAAUAGAAGCAGAGACGACCCUAAACCUGCUAAGAAUAAGCAGGCGGGUGUACCGGUCCCGACCGAGCACUACCGCAGCUACCGGCGCGCGCCGCCCGCCGACCGACCACUGCACCACCGCGACCACGACCACGACCGCGACCACGACCAUAUAUCCAAGACCGAGUCGGACCUGGACCGCGCCGCCAAGAAGAUACCCAAGCCCAUUAACUACAUACACGCAUCAAACCCCAACUUACUCGAUUUCGAGAAGAGCGAUUUUGUGACUAAACCUACGCUUCAGGUUUGUGUACCGAAGCCAAAGGUGCACAAGCCGGAGAAUCUGAUGGGGUUCGUGACCCUGGAGGAGUUCAUGCUGAAGAAGCAAGAGGAGGAGCGGCGGCAGGUGUACAGCAACCGAGUGCUCAUGGGCGUCGAGCGAGGCCUGCAGCCCGCCCGCACUCCGGAGCCGCAGUCGCAGUCGCAGCCCGUGUCGCGGACGCGCGAGGCCAACCCCAUCUCUGUUAAGGGGAAAGACGGGAACGAGAGGAUCGUGCACGCUGACGAGCGCCGCGCUGACGGAUGGAGGGACUCGCUGCGGAGACACCACCAGGUUCACAGUGAGACCGGUGCUGGCCCGCCAUUGCCUUCGUCGGACAGCUGGUCGCGGACGAGGGGCGGCGGGGGUGGGGGCGGGGGCGGGGGCGGGUCGUGGCGCGGCGCGGCGCACUACCCGCACCUGCAGUGUCCGCCCACCUUCCAGCCGGAGACGUACUCGUUGGCGCGGCUCGCACCCCCCGCACCCCCCGCACGGCCCCCGCCCCGCCGACACGAGCCCUGA